Messenger RNA from Aphidius gifuensis, 1069 nucleotides. It is a transcript of the gene REPTOR-BP, whose product is annotated as REPTOR-binding partner. Gene Ontology annotation, cellular component: nucleus. Gene Ontology annotation, biological process: regulation of DNA-templated transcription. The record is from RefSeq and is a predicted model, not a curated record. Lineage: Eukaryota; Metazoa; Arthropoda; Insecta; Hymenoptera; Braconidae. The transcript has 4 exons. Bases 161 to 520 code for a protein of 119 amino acids. Gene Ontology annotation, molecular function: DNA-binding transcription factor activity.
UUUUGCUCAGCUGAGUGACCUUGCAGUGUUUGUAAACAGACACACGUUGUCACACGGAUUUUCAAGUUGAUUGUCUCUAAAAAAUAUUCAAGUUGUUUAACAAAGAAAUAAGUGUUAUAAUUAAUUAUCAAUAUUAAUUGGAUUCAUCUUAAAAAGUGCAAUGGAGGUGGAGCAUAUGUGUAUCGUUGACAACGAGAUGGAAGGAACUCGUGGUGACCGGAAAGAGGGGGGCAAGCGAGGACGCAAGCCCGGAAGGAAGGCAUCCGACAAGGCGGACAUGAGAGCCAAGCUUGAACGCAGUCGACAGAGUGCGAGGGAGUGUCGAGCUCGUAAAAAGCUUAGGUACCAGUACUUGGAAGAACUCGUAUCCGACAGAGAAAAAGCUGUUCUCGCCCUCCGCAAAGAGCUUGACGUGUAUCGAGGAUGGGGAUCGGAAUUGGACGCUGGACGUAUUCCUGAAGGACUUCAAACAAUGCUAGAAGAAUUUGGAGCUCUAAAAACCGAAAGAAACAUCAAUUAACUGUUAAAGCAUUUUACCUCAACAAGAAAUACUUCACUACUUUAACUCCAGCAGUUGCUGGACACUGGAAUAUACACAUACUUAUUUUUAUAACAAAAAUUUUAUUCUUUAUUCAUUCAAUUUUAUAAAUUACAUAGUAUUUUUGUUUUUUUUUUUUUUAAUUUAAAUUAUUUUUUUUUUCUAAAAGAAAAAAUAUAUUUGUAAUGAAAUGUAAUGCAACAAUUUUUUAAAAAUAAUUUAAAUUACUUUUCAACUAUUUUUUUUUCUGUUGCUAGUGGAGACAAAACAUAGAAUAAAAAUGAAUAUUAAACUGAAAAACAAAUCAUCAUUUUGCCUUAAAAUGCUCGAGGAUUUGCGUCAACGAGUUAAAACUCCAACAAAGAACCAACAAGAAAAAAAAAAAAAAAUUAUUAUUACGUUAGAGAUUGUAUCUCACUUUAUUUUUACAGCAUGGAAUUUCAAUGUUUGCACUGGUAUUGCAAAGAUACUUUUAUGCACAUCCUGCGAUCGCUCAGAGACAAAUAAAAAUGAGUAAAAAAAAAAAAAAAA